UGGAGGUGGACGUGUCAUCGUCGAAUAAAAGGAAGUUUCGAACGUAUAAGACGAGCACCGCUGUGGGAAGGUGGGUUAAAUGGCAAAAUGUAUAGUUUUGAAGGUGAUUUUCGGAGCAGUCCCAAUGUAUCUCUGGGGGGACGUAGCGGAACGGACCGCUUAACGAAAGCAAACUUGCUGCAAAAAGCUCACGAAGAACGACAGAAACGAGAGGAGGCUCGGCAGCGGUUACGAGCCGCGAUUAUUUUGCAAUCUUCAGUUCGUUCGUUUCUGCAACGACAAAAAGUUAAAAAUUUCCUGCGAGGAAAAUUUGAAGAAAAAAAGAAAAUCGGCCAAAAUUUGGUCGAACUGACGAGAUUACUUUGUUAUUUUUACGACGAGAAAAAAGUUUCAGAUCUUAAUAAUUUGACGUGGCUUCUUCAACAAAUAUUCAAAUUCACCCCCGAUUGGACGACACAAUGUUCAGAUUUUCUAAGGAAACAAAUAUUGGUUAAAACUUGCAGGGCCCUCCAAACCAUCCCCCCCACGCACAUGGCCACGCCCUUGCGAGCCAUUGAAGUUCUCACCCAAGCUAAAUAUUGGGGAGAUGAUUACAUCACAAUGUGGGGAUUGUUGGUCAACAAUGGAUUCUUUACAUCGAUGCUCCGAGUAUUCGACGUCAAAGUUCCUCACGACCUCGAGCCAUCUAGUGGCCAUAACCCUCACCUCGUUCUCGCUAACUCGCUUCUACAACUUCUACGACUACCUAUGACUUUGCAUGAGGCCUCGAACCCAGAAUUCCAAAUCGAUUCCGAAAUUUCCGACAUUUUUGAAAAGUUUUUUACGGACAUGCUUAGUCAUCGUAUGAAUCAGCAAAUUUACGACUUUUUGCUUCCGUCGUUACGAGACAUGGAAAUCAUAAACAUUGUGAGUUUGAAUCAUCUUGAAAGGAAAAUAUUAACUGGCAACACUGGGAUAAAGCCGAAUAUAUCUUUGCUGGCAUCACUGGUGAAACUACUGGAUGGUAAACUCGAACAAUUGGUGAACCCGACCACCAUCCUAACCAUCGUUGAUUGGUUGGUACCUACACUCCCUCGUGUGGCGAGCGAUGAUGCCGAAAGUGACGACGACGAUUACGUGGAAAUCGUUCAACCGGAAACUGAAAUUGAAACCUCACUAAUCGUUGGUGAUUGCCGGUCGUUCUUGAACUCGGAAAAUUUCAUCAAGUUUUGCACGCGAUGUCUCGAUGAACGUGAUGUUUCUCUACUUGGGGGAAUUACCUUCCACUUGCUGGUUAAUAUGAAGAUGCAAAUCCAUACGAAUAGGUGGGGGGGGUUGUAUUCUGUAUUCUGUAUGGGUAUAUAUGGGGGCGAGAAUUAUGACAGAGUUGGCCCAUUACCCUAA
Ciona intestinalis (vase tunicate) is the source of this 1383-nucleotide messenger RNA. Lineage: Eukaryota; Metazoa; Chordata; Ascidiacea; Phlebobranchia; Cionidae. The record is from RefSeq and is a predicted model, not a curated record.